Cephus cinctus (wheat stem sawfly) is the source of this 1014-nucleotide messenger RNA. RefSeq names its product ejaculatory bulb-specific protein 3. NCBI's taxonomy places the organism in Eukaryota, Metazoa, Arthropoda, Insecta, Hymenoptera, Cephidae. The coding region runs from base 513 to 884 and encodes 123 amino acids. The record is from RefSeq and is a predicted model, not a curated record. The transcript is spliced from 2 exons.
CAACACGUCUUCGGUUCAAAGUCACGUUAAAUUUUCAUAAAAUCCCAGCCAAAUGAACGUAGGCUCCGGAUGAGUACACAAGGCGGGUAUUCCUUCGUUUAAUCUUGUUUAAGUAACCACAAGGGAAGGGGGUUCAAUGCAUUCUUGUAACAGCCUGCACGUCCAUGUGUAUUUAGCAUCUGAUGUGCGUGAGCCAUUAUAGAAAGAGACCCCUCCAGUGCAUACUCAACUAUAUAAAAGGUAGCGUUGCACGACGGCCACUUGGUCCCUCAACAUUUGCCGUGAACACUUGCUUCAUAGUCCUUCGAGAGUCUCUUUUUUUUGAGAAAGCCUUUCUUCUUUGAUAUCGUGCAGUCAUUGGUUAAAAAAUAAAACAAUAAGGAAAGUCAUUCUAUACUGUGUGGAAGUACAGAAUUUUUGUGGUAACUAAACAAGGGAGGAUCCCAGGAAGAAAUUUCUAAAUCGUUGAAACACUGGUGAGCUUCUUUGAAGGAAUAAGAAGAGAAUAUAAAAUGAAGGCGUGUCUCAUCCUCCUCGUUUUGGUGACUGCAGCUUUUGCUGCUGAGAAAUAUCCAAGCAAAUACGACGACAUAGACGUUGAGAGGAUCUUGUCUAACAGCCGAGUCCUUACUAAUUAUAUUCGUUGUAUGCUGGAUGAGGGAUCCUGCACCGCUGAAGGACGAGAAUUGAAAAAAACUCUACCAGAUGCUUUAGCGACUGGGUGCACCAAGUGCAAUGAAAAACAAAGAGCCACUGCUGAGAAAGUCAUAAAUCACCUUCGCACAAAAAGACCGAGAGAUUGGGAUCGUCUCAUCACCAAGUAUGAUCCUCAAGGAGAAUACAAGAAACGGUUUGACGCGAUGGAAGCUGCCAAGAAGGUCUAAACUCAGGAGUGGGCGCGAUUGACCGUACGAUGAUGAAAAUUAAAUGUUUUCUUUGAAACAGAUGAUACUGUGUUCUAAUACUUUGCAUUUUGUAAAUUAUGUUCGUAAUAAACGAAACUUGUAAAACAUG